Messenger RNA from Linum trigynum, 2763 nucleotides. The record is from the annotation of a GenBank genome assembly. NCBI's taxonomy places the organism in Eukaryota, Viridiplantae, Streptophyta, Magnoliopsida, Malpighiales, Linaceae.
GAGCUCCGAUCCUCUUACAUCAUGGAUUCAACUGUUAAUGUUGUUUAAUUUUGUUUGAAAUCAUCGUAGAUAGAAAAAAAAAAAAAGGCAUUUGGUUCAAGGAGUACUCUUUCGAUCAGAGUGUCCUGUCCAUUCAAUUCAUGGAUCCUUUAGGCAUUCUCUGCAAUGGUUGAUCCCAGCUUAAUAAAGUGCGCAGUUUGACGUUCAUUUCUUCAUUGGUAAUUUCCCUUUCUAUUUCCCUUGAAUAUAUAAGAAUGGAUGUCAUCGAAUUGGUGAGUUGAACAUUCGGUGUUUGUGUUUUAUCAUGAUUUUCUUUCCAUGAAUUGUUGUUGGUGGAAGAAAGCUUUUUUCAAGGAGUGGGUUCUCUUUGCAGGUUUGACAAGAAGUACUGGAUUUAAUAAAAAGCCGGAAUAUUCUCACCUUGUUAGAGUUUUUUUUGUUUUUAUCAAUUUUAUGUUAGAAGGAAAUAAGUAGAAAAAAAGAUAUGGCAAUGGAGCCUUUAUGCGACUGUUGUAGCACGGAGAAGGCAGUGGUUUAUUGCAAAUCAGAUAUAGCUAGACUAUGCUUGAAGUGUGAUGGGUACGUGCAUUCAGCCAACUUACUAUCCCGUAGGCACCAACGAUCCCUUCUCUGCGAUAAGUGCAAUUCAGAAGCUGCAACAAUUCGGUGUUUGGAUGAGAACCUUUCAGUGUGCCAAGGUUGUGAAUGGAGUAAUGCUAAUAAUAAUAAUGGAUGCUCAACUUCAGGACAUAGGCUACAACCAUUAAAUUACUACACAGGUUGCCCUACUUUGUCAGAGUUUUUCGGAAUAUUGACUUCACUUCUCGAGGUUCCUUCUUUGGCCGAUGGAUUUGAUCCUGGAUUGAAACAACCUCCUCCACCAUUACCAUUGUCUCUUGUUAACUUGCAAGCCAAUGAGAUUUCAGGGAGUGGUAGUACUUUUGACCAAAGGUCCAACGAUGGUGGUUUCAAGCAAUUGGAUCCUUGUUCCAAAUUUGAACCUUUGGUGGGGGUUCAUCCACCACCUUUUGCUCCACCUAAUACGAGUUACAUUCAGUACUACAGAGAUCAAUCGACUUUCCUACCAGAAGAAUCAAACGUACUAAAGGGUUGUUCAAAUCUUAAAGAUCUUGGAUUGCAUGAUGGUGAAGAUCUCUGUGAUGGCUUAAAUAUGGAUGAUGUUCAAUUGAAUUUUGAACAUGCUGAUGAUUUAUUUGGAUGUCUACAAAGUAAUGCGAGAAGCACAUUUGAAGAUUUGGGGAAAGAUUGCAAGACAAUUGAGAGGAACUUGUCUUUCACAGAAUCGAAUGGUCCAAUCGAGAAUUUUAUAGAGGUGAAUCAUGUUGCCGCUGGAUCGAGUAAUCUUGUGCCAGCUAUAAGUGGUGGUAGCAAUUGCUUUUACAUGACCCCAAAUUGUAACAACAGAAAUAUCAACCUAGGGUUCCCUAAUGCCACUGGCCAAGUUCAUUCGAGCAUCUCUCUCUCUUUGUCCAACAUUAGUGGUGAAAGUAGUGUUGCUGAUCACCAAGAUUGUGGCUUGUCACCCACAUUUUUUAGUGUCGAAUCUCCAUGGGACUCCACCUUGGAACCUAGCGGCCCACAUGCUAGGGUCCAAGCCAAGUUGAGGUACAAUGAAAAGAAGAAGACACGAAGGUUUGGGAAGCAAAUAAGAUACGCAUCUCGCAAAGCGAGGGCUGAUACAAGAAAAAGAGUGAAAGGAAGAUUUGUCAAAGCUGGUGAAUCAUACGAUUAUGACCCUAAUACUCCAACAAGCGACUUCUGAAAUGAAGCUACCAACCAUCUUUUGGUUUUAUUUGUCAAUGAUGGCAUCUUAUUAAGUCAUGGAAACUGGCUUUUGCAAGUUGCGGUGCGUAUGAUUUGAUUAUUAUUAAAAGCUAACUAGUUUUCUUGAUUGUUUGGUCAUAAGAUCGUGGAUAAAAACAUAGGUUCGACAACUUACUUUCCUUUUUGAGAAUUUAUCAGCUUGCCUACACUUAUUUUUUGCAUUCAGUAAUUGACUUUUGUCACCGCUUUUUUCCCUGGGACAUGUUUUGGGUGUCUUAUGUUGUUUUAUGAUUGUGUUUCUAUUUUCUUGUUUUUAUUCUACAGAUUGUACCUCCACAUUUUUUAUUGAUGUCUUAUCAUAAUUAUCGAGUUUACGAUCCUUAAUAAUAGUGAAAACGUUUCUCCGCAUAAUGUUUAGUAUUUUUAAGUAACUCUUGCAUAUGGAAUUGCAGGUCAGAAAAUCAGUCUCUUCCACGUUUUGAAGAGUGGAUAAGGUGUUAUUUGGUUAACUCCAAACCAUUGUUGUUAACAGGUUAUGUCCCUCUAGAUCACUUUGGAAACCUACACACAUGUUUCUUUUUGUACCAUUUUUUUCUUACUUUUCAAACUUUUUGCUUCAUUCAUCUUUGCUUUUAUCAUACAACAGAGUUCUCAACAGUGUCGUCGGCUGGCUCUCUUAGAUGUCGACAUGCAUGACAAGUGAAAGCGAAUUACAUCUGCAGCAGAACACCUGAGAUAUCAUAUAUAAUAAUAUUCUUGCUUUAGCCAAUGACUCAUUCCUUUCUCUUCUCGUACGUAGAAGGCUCAUGGAAGUUCAAUAAACACGCACAUAAGUCAUACACUAUGAAAGAUAAUUUUAUGCCUUCAAGAUCCACAUGACCUUCAAUUUUUUGCGAUAUGACAUUCUUUUUCAUGCAAUGAACAGUUUGCUCUAAAAAAUAUGACAUUUUUUUCAUGCAAUGAACAGUUUGCGCUCAA